AUGCGGCCCGGGCCCAUUCACUGUCUGUUCGCUCAGCCGGUGCGGCUCCGGGGAAGCGGGGAGGCCGGGGACCGAGCUGUCCCAGCCACACGCGGUGGCCCCCCCAUGUUCCCCCCCACAUUCAUACCCUGCAAUGCGGGCUCCCUUUUCCACAAGCGCCUCAAACCUCCCCGCCUGGAACCUCCCCCUCCCGGGGGCCCACAGCACCCCGUGCGGCUGGUCUGCUCCAGCCCAGAUGCUCUUAGAGGCGCCUGGAAGCUCCAGCGGGUGCCCCUUCAGAGCCUGGCUACUGCUCUCCCCAUGGAGGGGAGGGGGCCUCGAACACCGCUGGUUUUCAGUGAACAUCUGGGGGUGACCUGUGGGGAGGCCGAGAGGUGCCAGCCAGAGCGCCUCAGCGGGACAAAGGGGUGGGAGCUGCCGGUUUCACAGUGGCCGCCCGCUCCCCUGGGGGCGAACCCACACGCCCACUGGGACAAGGAGCCCUCAUCCCAGCAGUACUGGAGGCCUCCCCCCCUCCUCCCCCCUCCGCCCUCCGGUGACCGGCGCUGGUGCCUUCACCAAGGCUUCACCUUUGGGUGCUACUGUGGCGCUGUGAGCGAGGAGACGUGACCGGCUCUGAUCAGCAUCUUACCGGAACCUGGGAUGACCUUACCGGGUUAAACAAGUGCAGGGGGAUAUGGGUCUGUUACCCAGAUGCCUUCGACCCUCUCCAUUGCCACUUUCCUUUCAUUGGGAUUCUUCCUCCGCCUUUGGGGGUUAGAUUUAUGGCCUAAUAAAUGUAUUGUA
Molecule: messenger RNA, 786 nt
Organism: Eptesicus fuscus (big brown bat)
Lineage: Eukaryota; Metazoa; Chordata; Mammalia; Chiroptera; Vespertilionidae
Exons: 4
Coding region: 1-609 (202 amino acids)
Source: RefSeq, a predicted model, not a curated record